AACUCCCAAACACACCAUUAGAUUUCCAAGUAUAAAAUUCUCUAGAAAUAAUUCAGAGAUCUUAAAUUGUGAACCUUUUUCUUCAAAUUAUUUAGGGGUUUCUUCUCCUUUUGAGCGUUCAUUUGGGUUUUCUUGGUUAAAGUUGCAUUCUUGGGCUUCGUCUAGACAUGGGUUUUUCUCCAAUCAGUCAUCUGGGUUCUCCUCUAGCUCAAUCUGAGAGAUUCUGAUGAAGAUUUGAGCUUUAACCGGAAAUGGAUGCAGGUUUGAGAUCUGUCUAAAAAUGUGGCCUUUCCACUUCAUGAUUUAAGCCGUGAUUAAUUUUGAGUUUUGAGCUGCUUCUGGAAAUGGGUUUUCUUCAGAUUCAUCGGUUGUAUUAAUAUUUCAUCUGAACUCUGGGAAUCUAGGCGUAAAUUUGUGAUAUUACGAGAUAUCUCAAAGCUUCGCUCAUGUAUUUUCUGAAGUUCACAGCAACUCUUAUUCUGAUAUUGUGCUUGAGUGGUAUUCGCAAUUGUGAAAAGCCUGAAGUUGUUAACAUCGGUGCUGUUUUAACUUAUGACUCGAUCAUCGGCACAGUUGCAAAGGCAGCGAUUGAAGCUGCUGUUGCUGAUGUCAAUGCAGAUAAAAACAUUCUUGUAGGCACUCGGCUAAACUUGAUCAUGGAGAAUUCUGAUUGCAAUGCCUUUCUUGGAUCGAUUGGAGCUUUGAAGGUUCUCGAGAGGGAUGUGGUUACAAUUAUUGGUCCACAAUCUUCAACAGUUGCUCGUAUAGUUUCACAAAUUUCUAGUGGACUGCAAAUCCCUCUUGUGUCAUUCGCGGCCACUGAUCCCACACUCUCCUCCCUUCAAUAUCCCUUCUUCAUUCGCAUGACACAAAGUGAUUCCUACCAGAUGGCAGCAAUGGCAGAUUUAAUUAAUUACUAUAGUUGGAGACAGGUCAUUGCAAUUUAUGUCGAUGAUGACUAUGGGAGAAAUGGGAUAUCUUUUCUUGAUGAUGAGCUUGCUAAGAAAAAAUCCAAUCUAUACAAAUUUGCGCUGCCAGUUCGAGCUACUCGGAGCUACGUAAUGGAUGUGCUAAGGAAAUCACAAGUAAUUGGACCACGAGUUUAUGUUGUACAUGCUAACCCCGAUUCUGGCCUUGAGAUAUUUUCUGUAGCUCGAGAGCUUCAUAUGAUCACUGAUGGCUAUGUUUGGCUGGCAACAGAUUGGCUAUGUACUGUUGUCGGUAGUUCUAAUUCAUUUAUUAACGAAUCAUUGAGUUACCUUCAAGGAGCAGUAGGCUUUUGUCAACAUGUCGCACAGUCGAGCCAAACCAGUGCUUUUUUGUCUAAAUGGAAGGGAUUACGGGAAAGAGGAGUGGUAACUUCUAAGCUUAAUGCUUAUGGGUUUUAUGCAUAUGAUACAGUUUGGGCUACCGCCUAUGCCAUCGAGAAUUUCCUCAGUGAGUCUGGAAAUGUAACCUUCAGUUCUAAUGAUAAGCUAGUCGAUAUGAAAGGAAAGAUGCGGUUGGACAAGCUGAAAACUUUUGAUGAUGGAAAUCUAUUACUCCAGAAAUUAUUACUUUUAGAUGUUACUGGCUUAAUUGGUCGAAUCCAAUUCGAUGCUGAUCACAAUCUCAAAAGUGGCAUAUAUCAAAUAAUUAACAUUGAUGGUCCCAUGAUGCAGUCGGUGGGUUUCUGGACUAACAAUUCUGAUAUGUCAGUUUAUUUACCAAAAUCUGUAUAUGGAAAUGAAAAGAGAAGUUUAAGAGGUAUCCAACUAUCACAAAAUAUUACCUGGCCUGGUGGGCAUACAAAGACACCCCGUGGUUGGGUUGCUGCAACUAAAGAAAGGCCACUCAGAAUUGUAGUCCCGUAUCGGGUUAGCUUUGAAAAAUUUGUAACAGCACUAAAUGAUAAUCACACGGUAAGGGGAUAUUGCAUUGAUGUAUUUGAAGCGGCAAUUAGAUCAAUUCCUUAUGAUGUUCCACACCAGUUUAUACCUUUUGGAGAUGGCCGUUCCAACCCAAAUUAUUCGGAACUUGUAGAUAUGGUUGCUGACGGGGUCGUUGAUGCUGCCGUUGGGGAUAUUGCAAUUGUGACAGAUAGGAGUAAGCUUGUUGAUUUUACUCAGCCUUAUAUCUCUACUGGCCUUGUGAUAGUGGUACCAGUGGAAAGUGCCAAGUCAAGCGCUUGGGUUUUCCUCAGGCCGUUUUCAGCGUGUAUGUGGGGUGUGAUUGGGGCAUUUUUCUUCUUGAUUGGGAUUGUUAUUUGGGUACUUGAACAUCGAGUGAACAGUGACUUUCGAGGUACCCCGAAGCGGCAGUGCAUGACUAUAUUCUUGUUUAGUUUUUCAACACUUUUCCAGUCACAGCAAGAAGAUACUUUGAGCACGCUUGGGCGUUUUGUAAUGAUGGUAUGGCUUUUUCUAUUGAUGGUGAUAACAUCAAGCUACACAGCAAGCUUGACAUCAUUUCUUACUGUCCAACAACUAUCUUCCCCAAUAAAUGGGAUAGAUAGCUUGAUAGCAAAUAAUGAACCAAUUGGUUAUCAAGAUGGAUCUUUUGCUCGGAGCUAUAUGAUAAAUAGUCUUAACAUUCAUCCCAAAAGGCUUGUUCCCCUUGACUCUUCAGAAGCUUAUGCUAAAGUACUUCAGCUUGGGCCUAAAAAUGGAGGUGUGUCUGCUAUUGUAGAAGAGCUUCCUUAUGUUGAGUUAUUUCUUGAAAACAAGAGUGGAUUUGGCAUUGUUGGGCAGCCAUUCACCCGAAGAGGGUGGGGAUUUGCAUUUCCAAGAGAGUCUCCUCUCGCACUCGACCUGUCAAGCGCUGUCCUGAAUCUUUCAGAGAAUGGAGAACUCCAGAGGAUUCACAAGAAAUGGUUUUGUCAAACAAGCUGCAGUUCUCACACAGCAACAAGCUUAGAUCCUAAUCAGCUCCAAUUCAGCAGCUUUUGGGGACUGUUUCUGGUAUGUGGAGUUGCCGCCAUUUUGGCCCUUCUUCUGUUUCUUCUCAGAGCAAUCAGGCAAUUUAUUCGAUUCAACAAGCAGCAUAGAAAUCCUGUGGAAGUUUCAAGCACAGGCUGUUCGCAUGCCGUGUAUAGGUUUUUUGACUUCAUCGACAAGAAAGAAGAAGCAAUCAAGAACAUGUUUAAGCAGCAGAACGACCCUAUUACUGCCAGCAAUUUGUAGGUACAUAAAUCUGUUUACAAUGGCAUUGUACUUAAAAUUCCAAACGUCAGAACUCUUAUGUAUAUAAGAAUAAGUUUAUGCCAUCAAGAAACUGAUUUAUGUGAUA
This is a messenger RNA of Asparagus officinalis (garden asparagus), 3267 nucleotides long. RefSeq names its product glutamate receptor 3.7-like. The record is from RefSeq and is a predicted model, not a curated record. Gene Ontology annotation, biological process: G protein-coupled receptor signaling pathway. Gene Ontology annotation, cellular component: plasma membrane. Lineage: Eukaryota; Viridiplantae; Streptophyta; Magnoliopsida; Asparagales; Asparagaceae. The coding region runs from base 447 to 3161 and encodes 904 amino acids. The transcript has 7 exons. Gene Ontology annotation, molecular function: G protein-coupled receptor activity; glutamate-gated receptor activity.